AUGGACCAAAACACCCACAAACCGGAAGACAGCAAGAAAUUAGACCGAUCUGUUGAAGACUUCUUCAACGCACUCGGCGCUCUAUAUGGUGACGAUAAUGCUGGAGAUGAUGUUCGCAAGCGAGUCUUUAACCUCAUCGACUUCCUUUCGCUAGGAUGCAGGAAAAGUAUCUUCGAAAUAACCCAAAACGCAUCAUUAAGGGAUGUAACCAAAGCGGCUGGUCGUGGAAAUGCUGUCACUAAUGCGCACUUGUGUAUCACGGGGAAAGGAAAGAACACAGAAGCAUACGUUGCAUUGUAUGGACUGGAGCCAGAGAAGGUUCUCGAAUUCCGCAAGUAUCAUGUCUACUAUGCAAUUGAGGCGCUCAACUACCAUGCUUGGCUCAUUGCUGAGAACGAGAAGGAGGAUGAUAUCUCAGUAGAUGUGAAGGGGAAGCAUCAGAGGUUCUUGCAAGAGCUAGAACGAACGGAGCACUUUUCUGUCUCACCAAAGACGGAACACGAGUCUCCAUUGAUGAAGUUAUAUUAUGCAUACAUGAAGGCUGCCGGCCAUGACUCCGAUCGUUGCUUUAGAGCCGAUUUCUAGUGAAUAG
Molecule: messenger RNA, 592 nt
Organism: Aspergillus glaucus CBS 516.65
Lineage: Eukaryota; Fungi; Ascomycota; Eurotiomycetes; Eurotiales; Aspergillaceae
Exons: 3
Coding region: 1-585 (194 amino acids)
Source: RefSeq, a predicted model, not a curated record